Molecule: messenger RNA, 1050 nt
Organism: Aspergillus wentii DTO 134E9
Lineage: Eukaryota; Fungi; Ascomycota; Eurotiomycetes; Eurotiales; Aspergillaceae
Product: class I SAM-dependent methyltransferase
Exons: 11
Coding region: 1-1050 (349 amino acids)
Molecular function (GO): methyltransferase activity
Source: RefSeq, a predicted model, not a curated record
AUGGCAGAACCGCAGCGAGUCGAACCGGAGAGAGUCGAGCGCGAAGAGGAGGAAGUCUCCCCCCAGAUCGACCCGGCCCCGGAGCCUGAGGCCGUCAUUGAGCCGGAUGAUGAUUUCACGGAUAAUGACUCGACUUACGAGGGCUCCAUUGGCGAUGCCAGUUACACAACCUCCAUCACCUCGAGUGCGAUGAAAUACUUAUACGAGAACGGUCGCAGAUAUCACGCCUACCACGAGGGAGAAUAUGUUUUGCCCAACGAUGAGCAGGAACAGGACCGAUUGGACUUGAGUAACCACAUCUACCGCAUGUUGUUCAAGGGCGAGUUGCAUCGGGCACCGGUGAAGAGCCCGCGACGGGUUUUGGAUAUGGGAACCGGAACGGGAAUUUGGGCCAUUGAUUUCGCCGACGACAACCCAGAGUCUGAAGUUAUUGGAAACGAUUUAAGUCCGAUUCAACCGUCAUGGAUUCCCCCCAACUGCCGAUUCGAAGUCGACGACUAUGAAGAACCCUGGUCCUACAGCCAACCGUUUGACUACAUUCACGGCCGUGAACUCGAAGGUUUCAUCCGCGACCACAAUCGGCUCUUCCGCCAAGCGUACGAGAAUCUCAUCCCGGGUGGGUGGUUGGAGAUGUCCUCGAUGGAGGUCAACUCGUACUCAGACGACGGAACCCAUCUCAAGGCCACGCACAUGAUGGAGGCUGUCAAGGGAAUGCACGAGGCAUCCAGGAUCCUCGGAAAGGAUAUGAGCACUACACCGUCAUGGAAAGACCGUAUGGAAAAGGCCGGCUUCGUCAAUGUUAGAGAGGACAUUUACAAGCUCCCCCAAAGCCCCUGGGCCAAGGACCCCAAGCUCAAGGACCUGGGCCGUUACCACCAGGUCAACAUGUUUGAGGCGUCAGGAUCGUACACCUACGCCCUGUUCACCCGCCAUCUCGGAUGGUCAAGAGAGGAGUGCGAGGUGUUGGCGGCGGGUAUGCGCCGCGAGCUGAAGGACCUCUCCCUCCAUCUCUACACCAAGGUCCACAUUGUGUAUGGACAGCGACCCUAA